GAGAGGGUGGGGAGUGGUUCUGCUCAAGUGAAAAUGGCGGCUCCCUUAACACUUGUCUUGAUUUUAGCAGCAACAAUAAGAGCAGUAUUAUUUCGUUCCAGCUUCGCAGCGCUGAUUUCUGAAAGGGUUGAAGUUGUGUCUCCUUUAAACUCCUGGAAAAGAGUUGUGGAGGGUCUUGCCUUGCUGGAUCUGGGGGUUUCACCAUAUUCGGGGGAUGUAUUUCAUGAAACACCCCUUAUCAUAUACCUCUUUCAUUUUUUGGUGGACUAUGCAGAGAUUGUAUUUAUGAUAGCAGAUGGAAUCACAGCAGUGGCUCUCUAUCUGUCAGUGAAGAUCUACAACAAAAAUGUGUUCAGAAAACAGAAGUAUGCUUUGGAGGCAGACCGGUAUCCACAUGACUGUCUGGAGCUCAUGCGCUCACCCAAAGAGAUGUUCUACAUUCCUCUCAAAGUGGCUAUGUUUUACCUGUUGAAUCCCUUCAGUAUCCUAUCCUGUGUGGCAAAGUCUACCUGUGGUCUUAACAAUGCCGUUAUUGCAGUCUUCAUCCUCUGCACACUAAAAGGAAAUGCCUUGUUGAGUGCAAUCUUCUUGUCCUUGGCAACCUAUCAGAGCAUAUAUCCUCUCACAUUGUUUGCACCUGCCCUUCUUUUCCUGCUACAGAGGUUGUAUAUCCCAGUCAACCCAUGCAGAAGUAGUUUCUGGUUCUUCACCCUGCAAUACGCCUUCAUGUUUGUGGGAAGCCUGGUUGUCAUUGUCUGCCUCUCUUUCUUUUUACUUGGAUCCUGGGACUUUAUUCCUUCAGUCUACGGAUUCAUCCUCUCAGUACCAGAUCUUACUCCAAAUAUCGGCCUCUUUUGGUAUUUCUUUGCUGAGAUGUUUGAGCAUUUUCGUUUCUUCUUCAUCUGCGUCUUCCAGAUUAACAUCUUUUUGUACACCAUCCCUCUGUCUAUCAAACUCAAGGAACAUCCAGUAUUUCUCAUCUUCAUGCAGAUUGCCAUCAUCUCCAUUUUUAAAUCAUAUCCCACAGUGGGAGACAUAGCACUCUAUAUGGCCUUCCUGCCUGCCUGGAGCCACCUUUACAGAUUCCUGAGGAACAUCUUUCUGGUUUCCUGCAUUUUAUUGGCCUGCUCAGUCCUUUUCCCAGUUCUCUGGCAUCUCUGGAUCUACGCUGGCAGUGCCAACUCUAACUUCUACUACGCCAUCACACUUCUAUUCAACGUCGGACAGAUUCUACUCAUGUCAGACUACUUCUACGCAUACUUGCGACGGGAGCAUCAUCUGAGCCAGGGGCUGUACCUGCAGAGAAAGGAUGGCACUGAAGCCACACUGGUGUUAAAAUAACCCCUAAAAUAUCAACCUGGUUACCUCUUCUCUUCCUCCAUCCUUUUUUAAAAAACUUUUUUUCUUAUACACUUGUAAACUUUCAUUUUCAAAGUUUCUGUGUAUUAUUGAUCAGGAAAAUCCCUCCACCAACUACACCAUAAUGAAUAGCAAAAUUAACUACUACAUAGAGUGACCUACCAGUUUUUGUAAGUGACCCAGUGAGCCAGAAUAUUAUGUUAAAUUGUAAAUCCAUCAGUAAAACCAUGACAUCAGUUAAAGGGCUACUUACUCACACAACCUGUGGUUGAAUCUCUCCAGCAGGUUCACUGUAGUGGGUUUAUUGCCACUACUCAUAUGUUCCUCACCAUAGAUGCCAUCUGUAGGUGUAUGUAUCUAAACUUAACCAAAGUACGCUUACAACAUUCAAAGCCUCAUGCUUUGAUCAUCCUGGUUCACUUACUAACAAAACACACUAAUCUUCAUUUCUCCCAAGGUGUCAGAAAAUGAAACUUAAACGAUGUACAUCCUUAAGUGAAUAAUUCAAUGCCACCUCUUUAUUGUGUAUAUAUAAUUUAUAUAUGAAGCAAUAGGUCAUUGCUCCAGGAACAGAUGCUAAGGCUGCCGCAGCAUCUCAGGAUUUUCCUCAAGAUUUAUCUACAAUGAUUAACAGAACAUAUGUUGUUAUAUUUUCCCCUACGUUUUGUGUACUUGUGUACUGUUUACAUUGGUACGGGUUGUUUUAAGGGAGAGUUUGAGUUUUGUGGAAUGCUGUCAGAAUGUUUCUAAGCUGAAAAUGAAAGCAUACCAUAUACCAAAUAAAGAAUAGUUAUUUAAUAAUUUGACUUGUCCUGUAUGGCUGUAGUAGGAUGCCAUUCCUAGUGGCCAUGGGUUAUGUCUAUUAUACUUAGUUACUACACUGAAUAAAGGUCUGUGCGCUCAGUCAGAUUUACUAAAUAUAUCAAGUUCCAUGAUUUCCUAAAUCAAGCGUAUAACUAAACUAAAACAGAUCAUUUUAAAUGAUAUUAACACAAACCAAUUACGUUAAGUAAAUGGGAAUUAGAACUGUAUUGUUAAUUUUGCUUACUUGCUUGUACAAAAACUAAAAGUAUUAAUGUUACCUAAUUCAAAUCAUGGAGCCGAUGUAUACAUAUGAAUUAAGUCAAUUCAACAAGCUUUUUUUUUCAGUGUAUACUUUAUGUUGGGAGGUAUUUAUACUUGAGUAUCAUUUGAAAUUGAAUAUUUGUACUC
Messenger RNA from Hemibagrus wyckioides, 2571 nucleotides. RefSeq names its product phosphatidylinositol glycan anchor biosynthesis, class U (gene pigu). Gene Ontology annotation, biological process: attachment of GPI anchor to protein; protein localization to cell surface. The record is from RefSeq and is a predicted model, not a curated record. The transcript is spliced from 12 exons. NCBI's taxonomy places the organism in Eukaryota, Metazoa, Chordata, Actinopteri, Siluriformes, Bagridae. The coding region runs from base 34 to 1341 and encodes 435 amino acids. Gene Ontology annotation, cellular component: GPI-anchor transamidase complex; membrane.